This is a messenger RNA of Paramecium octaurelia, 1627 nucleotides long. NCBI's taxonomy places the organism in Eukaryota, Ciliophora, Oligohymenophorea, Peniculida, Parameciidae. The record is from the annotation of a GenBank genome assembly.
AUGAUUGACUAAACAAGUCCUUAAUCGACCACCACUCAAAAAUUGUGUUUAAGAUUAGGUUAUGAUCCAAACGAUCUCAUUUAUAAGUUUAUUUCAACUCCAUAUAUUAGAUCGAUUGAGUAGUUUCCAUCAGUUUCGCCAGAGGUUCAAAUGAUGAGAUACAAUCAUUAUAAGAAUAGAGUAAUGAGUAAAAUCCCCCAAAAUAAAAAUAGGAAUCAUCAAUGAGAUAUAAACGAAUAAACAAAGGCACAAAUUAGGAGAUCAAUCACUUAAGUAAAUAGCCUUCAAUCAAUAAGAGAAUAAGUAUUAAUUCUGAGUGAUUUUAGUUUCUCGAAUAUCAGUGAAGAAAGUGUUGUUAUUUAAGAAAAAAAGGAGAAAAAAAGUUUAUCUAGACAAAAAAUAUUGCAAAAUCUGAUUUACUAAUAGUUAUAGGAGGAAAAGAAGAAUGUUGAGUAUCUUUAAAAACAAAAUUAAAAGUUACAGAAUCAUCAGAAUAUAUAAUUGAGAAAAAGUGAAACUAGUUUUUCCAAAUAGAGGGUAAGAGAUACCAAUAAAAACAAAUCUACUGAGCAGACUGAUGAAAUGGAGAAAAGAAAUCAAUAUUUAAUUACUUGUAUUGAAAAUGAGUCCAGAAUUUAAGAACAAUUGCAAGGAAGAUUCCUAAAAAAGCAUUUCAAACAUGAUAAUUACACUGAAAGGGCUUACGAGAAGAGAAGACAACAGGAGAAUUAGUUUUAAUAAACCAUUACUGAAAGAUUGAACAAAUUACAAUUAAAAGGUAUGCAUGAUUUAAUCAAGAAACCUAGGCUUAAACAAAGGUUGAGUUAUAUAAAAAAGACAUGAAAAAUUACUUUGCCCAAAAAAACAAUUAGAUUCUUUUCAAAUAAGAAAAGAAAUCUCAAAUAAUGUAAUUUGAGUAAUAGCAAUACAUUAAAGAACAAUGUGAAAAAAUGAAGAAAUUCUAAGAAAAUAAGUCUUAAUUGAUUCUAGAUGAAAAGAAGAAAAUUAAUGAGAGAAAAGAAAAGUAUAUCAAAAUGCUCAGAAAAUGUAAAGAAAGCAACUAUGAAUAAUAAAAUGUAUUAGUAUUGUUUAAAUAAGAAACAUUAAGAAGGGUUCAGCAACACCUACUAAUAAUUAUUAAAGAAACAAGAACAAGUAAUAUUAAAUAAGGAGAAAUUGCUGGAACAGAAAUCCUUAGUACUCAAAGAUAAAUUAUAAUUGAAUUUGGAGGAUGUGGAAUUCAAUAGAGCUCAUGCUCAAAGGGUCAAACUAAACACUUAGAUUAAAUAAAAUAACAAUAAGGAUGCAAAGUCACAAUAAUCAACUCGAACCUCGGAUACAUGGAAACUGAAGUCUUAAUUGACACAAAAGGAAUCAGAAAACUCAUUAUGGGAAAAAGCAAAGCAGGCAGCUUCUUUAUUUAAAGAUCCAAUAUAUUAUGAAUAAUAUGUUGAAUAAUAACAAUUGGUUUUGCUUAAAAAGAAAAAGUCGUUGGAUUAAAAGUUCGCUUCGGCUGCUUCAAUAAUCAAGGAAAUCUUGCCUAAGCAUGAAGCGGAGAAAUUACUUAUGCCAUCGGAAUUGAAAAAUUUUCUUGAAUAACAAGGUCGUAUAAAGACUUAAAAGUGAG